This is a messenger RNA of Colletotrichum siamense, 1599 nucleotides long. RefSeq names its product Fumitremorgin C synthase (gene ftmP450-2). The transcript has a single exon. Bases 1 to 1599 code for a protein of 532 amino acids. The record is from RefSeq and is a predicted model, not a curated record. Lineage: Eukaryota; Fungi; Ascomycota; Sordariomycetes; Glomerellales; Glomerellaceae. Gene Ontology annotation, molecular function: iron ion binding; heme binding; oxidoreductase activity, acting on paired donors, with incorporation or reduction of molecular oxygen.
AUGGCUGUGGACUCGACUCUGGCCGUUCUGGUCGCUGUCGCUCUGCUGACGGGUCUGUUUCUCACAUCGAGGGCCAAAAAUGACAGACCACCGAAGCCUCUCAAGUUGCCCAUCAUCGGUGACCUCCACAAUUCACCGAUAGAGAGGCCAAUGCUGAACUGGGAUGCAUGGACCAGAGCCCAGGGACCGGUCGGGACGCCGAAGCUCUUUGGCAUCAUGCCGUUCGUGGUGCUCAACACAGCCGAGGCGGCGACGGAGCUGUUCGGCAAGCGCAGUGCCCUCUAUAGCAACCGGCCGAGCUCUGUGAGCAUGGAGAUGAUUACCGAUUCGGCGCCAGGCAAGUCGAGGAUGACGUUGAUGCAUGACUACGACGCACACUUGAAGUUACAUCACCGCAUGCUGUCGCCGAGCCUUGGAGCCGUGGCUGCGCCGAGGGUCCAGCCACUCAUGGAGCUGGAGUCGAGGCAGCUGCUCAGAGAUGCUGUCAAUGCUGUGCAAGAAAGCGGACGGACGGUGAUGAGCAGCACGGAGCUCUACCCGCUGCUGGAGCGGACCCAGGCCAGCGUCAUCCUCGGACUGCACUACGGCAUACGGGUGCCAGCUCACAGCGAUCCUCUCUUCACGGAGAUCCUCCACGUUCAGCACAAAGUAACCUACGUUGCCGCCAACCCCAGUCUCGUCGACUUUAUCCCGCCCCUGAGGCAUAUCCCCGCGAUCAUCUCCCCUUGGCAUCGUGCUGCGAACAAGCUCUUCAUUGAGCAACGAGAUCUCUACCUUCGUCUUGUAGAAAUCGCAGUGAACGAGCCUGGCUGGAACGCCACGAAGCAGGCACGCGCUAUCGCCGCCAAGAAUCCUGAUACUGAGGCUGUGCCGGAUCUGGACCUCGCCUUCACGCUGGCGACCAGUAUUUCGGGCGGGAUGGAGACGAGCCCGAGACAGACGCUGUGGCUUCUGGUCGCUGCGCAUGCCAACCCGGGCUUUGUGGCAAAGGCACACGCUGUCUUGGACCAAUUUGUUGGUAGGGACCGCUUGCCGCGGUUCGCAGACCGAUCGAAUCUGAUGUACAUUGAUGCAAUAGUUUCGGAAGUGGUGCGUUGGAGGCCAAUCGCGCCGGGCAGCAUCCCCAGGAGAGCGGAUCGGGAAGACGAGAUUUUUGGCACGCCCAUCGUCAAGGGAGCGACUCUGUUUGCUAAUGCCUGGGCCAUUGGCCGCGACGACAAGGUCUUUGACGAAUCACUCGGUGAUCUGGACUCAUUCGUUCCAGAGAGGUGGCUAGACGAAGAGGGAAAGCUUCGUACGGACCUCCCGUUGGCGGGUUUUGGGCAUGGAAGACGAAGCUGCUUGGGGAAGAGGGUGGCUCUCGACAACACCUUCAUGAUUGUUGCGAGUCUGCUGUGGGCCUUUGAGGUUGCACCCGUUGGCCAGGUUGAUUCGAUGGCUAUGGAGGUCGCGGGAUUCAUGACGGCGCCCUCAGAGUUCAAAUUUAGUCUGAAACCUCGAGGCAAGUGGGUUCAGGAGGUCAUUCAGAGAGAGUGGGAUGUCUCGGAGACGGACCUGAGCAAGCUCAUGGGACCUUGGGUGGAUGUUGAGACUUCCUAG